Molecule: messenger RNA, 864 nt
Organism: Symbiodinium sp. CCMP2592
Lineage: Eukaryota; Dinophyceae; Suessiales; Symbiodiniaceae
Source: the annotation of a GenBank genome assembly
AUGGACAAAGCUGUGGAUACCUCUUAUCGCAUCCUCGACCUCCCGUUCGGGGCAGGCGAGCCUGAGAUCCAGAAGGCUUUCAAGUCCAAGGCAUUGCAACACCAUCCGGACAAGGGUGGUUCAGCCUCAGCGUUUCAGCGGAUUCAAGAUGCCAGGAAUGUUCUCCUCUGCGACCUCAAUGGCCCAUCAAUCCCAUCAAACGCAUGCUGUAGCAAGGAGGAGCGGCAAGAAGUUAGCAAGGCCAGAGCUGCAACACGUGCAGCUCAGCGGGAAGGAUUUGAGACGGCUCCGGCUGCAGGCAACAAGCCUGGAACACACAAGUUCAGGAGCAAGGAAAAGCUUCGAUCAGAACGCGUCGCGCAGCAAGCGUUCUUGGUGCAAAAAGCUGAGAAGGCAAAGCAGGCAAACAAGCAAUGCAAGGGCAGUAAGCUUAGGUCGAGCCAAGACCACAAACAAGCCAGCGCCCCGCCCUCGAAAAGCGAUAACAGCCCGACUCUUCAUGUCAAUGAACCUGUUGACCAGAGCCUCGUCCCUUCAAGAGUCAUUUCUGUUGCAUGGGCGCCACAGGGGGAUCUUAUUAAUUUCAUGGGUCUUUUUCGAUAUGGCAAUUAUCCUCAAAGGCACCCCUCAAAUCACGUCAUAAGCCUUCUACACCUGGAUGUUUCCAAGGGUACCCCCUUUUGUUGGGGCUCCGCGUGGGUGGGGUGCUGGGGGCAGAGCCCGAGCAUGUUGCCCAGAUGGACAGAUCCCCUGAAUGAGCCGUUAGCCCAGGGCUUCCCUGAGAAUACCACUUGGGCGUCCAACACCUGGCUUGGAUGGUUCCUUUGCUGUGCCUUUGCAGGCCGUCAUGAAGGGUGGCAAUGA